Molecule: messenger RNA, 3918 nt
Organism: Nezara viridula (southern green stink bug)
Lineage: Eukaryota; Metazoa; Arthropoda; Insecta; Hemiptera; Pentatomidae
Source: the annotation of a GenBank genome assembly
AUGCGAGAUCUAGCAGCAAUCCGGAAGUUACUAGAGGAAGAAGAAGAAGAAGUCUGCCCUAGCUGCGAAAUGCCUUUCGACAAAGGUAAAAAGAGGAAGCUGAUCGACUCGUGCGGGCACGAACGAUGCUACUCCUGCAUGUUCAAGAACGAACAGUGCCCACUCUGCCCUCCUGUGGAGCCCAACGGACCAGCCAAGAAGCUCCAGGCGAACCCUCAGGAACAGAGGAUCCUCUCUCAGAGGCCACAGGUGAAGACCAACGGCCACUUCACCUCCUAUAUGCAGGUCAGUUGCUCAAUUGCAUUCCCAUCUGCACUUGCUUGGGGAGACAAUGGCCUACUUCCUCUCGAGUAUCUAUCAGGUCGACUGCACACUCCUGGGGCAGCCGCUGUAGCAGAUCUUUACGAGGUGGCAACUGCAAGGAAUGAACCACUGAGGGAAUGGUCACCCAGUAGGUUGCCGAAACCAGGGAAAGAUUCAUGCAAUCACCCUGGGAAUGUGAUGACUCAGAGUUGUCCAACACCACCUCAAGGCAGGAAGAAAUUCUUUCUUAGCCCAAAAACCUUACGGAAUCAUUGGGGUCUUAGAAGUUCUUCAAGAGUUCCAUCUGAUAAUGCUCUUUCAGAUGAUGAAGGUGGAACAAUCAGGCCAGUCUGUCAACCGAGAAAGAAUCAGCAAGAUUUGUAUAUGAGGCUUGGUCUACUUCUUGGAGAAAAUGCCCGACAUGGUCCUAAAGCAUCAAACAGGAGUUCAAGAAGCCAUGACUCUAUCUCUUCUUUGGCUAGCCUUGAAGCAAACACCCUUGCUUCAACGAAUACCAGUCCUGUUUCUACUUUGACUGGUUCGUCAGAAGCAGAUCAACAUCGGAACUUGAAAGAACCUUCCUCUGAUAGUGUAGGUUCUCUAAUGUCCAUGUCUGGUCAAAGCAAUUGCUCUUCAAGUCCGCUUCAAAGAAGGCAUUCCCUCACAACUUCACACCCUGGGAGACUGCAAGAGCUGAACGCUUUCAAAAACAGGAAACAGUCAAUAAGGAGAUCGGCCAGGUCUGGAUCGGUUAAGGGACCAAUUGACCCACGAGUGAGGUUUGCCGAGUAUAGAAACCAACAGCUUCCCUUGAAACCUCUGUUUUUUGAGGUUCCUGUUCAGGAAUCUGAUCCCAUGUUUGUAGGCCGAGACAGCAUCGUUCGAGAAAUUGAAAACUGUCUUGCCACAUCACUGCCUGGUGUUCUAAUAUCAGGACAUCCAGGAACUGGAAAAACAGCUCUCAUGCUGCAACUAGUAGAAUAUAGCUGCUUUGGCAGACGUAAACAAGAUAUCCAUAUUUACAAUGGAAAAGAUAGGCCAAGCCCAAGCUCAAGUGUUUCACAAAGCAUUUACUGCCAAGUUAAUCUAGUCUCUGAAAGAAUUCAACAUCUCGCAUCCCAUGUAGUUGCUUAUCAUUUUUGUCAGGCAUAUCUAUCCUUGAAGGAAUGUAUAGUUGACCCAGCUGGAGCAUGGAGACGUGGGGUAAUGGAACCGUUAUGUGCUUUAAGACGUGUUGGCAAGAUCAGUGGACGGGCUGUUAUACUCGUUGAUGGACUGUGUGAGGCAGAAUACCAUCGACCAGAUCAUGGGGAUACCAUAGCAGCAUUCAUAGCACGACAUGCCCAUGCUGCUCCACAAUGGCUGAAAUUUGUUUUAACAGUUCGCACCCACAUGGAUGAAGUGAUGCCAACAAUGCCUUUUCAGCGCCUUAGUCUGGAUGUGACCAGCUCUCAGAGUGAAACUCUCCAAAAAGAUCUCCUCGACUACAUGAAUUACAGAGUGAGCCACAGCCCAAGUAUACAAAGUAACAUAAUAUCUGGGGCUGCAGGUCAAUUCCGCCUCUGUCAACACCUUGCUGGUUUAGCCAAGGGCUCAAUGCUCUUUGCUAAGCUGUCAUUAGAUCUCAUCGAGAGGGGUCAUCUCGUUGCCAAGUCAACAAGUUAUAAAGUCCUUCCAGUUUCGCCAAUUAUCAGUGUUUGCCUGGCUGCAUUAUACCCUUUAACUCUUCUUGAAAUUUAUUAUUCCGUUAAUGCCCUAAAUACUACUGACUUUUUGUCUUGGGAAGAUUUCCUGGAAAGAUUCAAGAUGUUAUCUGGAGUUCUUGUUAAGCGAAUGGACAACACUUACAUGUUUUUUCAUCCCUCCUUCAGGGAGUGGCUAAUUAGAAGAGAUGAAGGAGAAAGCAACAAAUUUCUUAUUGAUCUCAGAGUUGGUCAUGCCGGGAUUGUGUUCAGGCUAUCCCGACUCCAAGCCCCUUUAGAUGCAGAAAAAACGCUUGAAUUAGGCCAUCACAUACUAAAAGCUCAUAUCUAUAAGAACAUGACUCUCCAAAGGAACCCAUCACGGGAUCUUCAAGCUCAUUGGGUUGCUACCGUCUCUGCAGAUGUUUCAGUUGCUGUUUCUUGUUUAAGAAAUAUAUAUAGCCCAAAUAUUCUGGUUUCCCGAUUGUUAUUAUUGGCAGGAGCUAACCCUGAUCACAAGACUGAUCUCCUUGGAAAUGCUAGUGCACUGUGCCUUUUUGCUCACGAAGGUGUGGUAGAUAUGGUAUCACUACUCCUUGAGUUCGGAGCUGAUGUAAACUCAACUAAUAGCCAGGGCUGUACCCCUUUAUCUCUUGCUGCCAUUAAAGGUCAUAUGCAAGUAGUAGUACAGCUUGUUUCUGCUGGUGCUAUCCUCGGCCGUACUGAUACUGCUGGCAGAUGUGCUCUCGUUCAUGCUGCAAGAAAUGGUCAUCUGAAUAUUGUAUCUUAUUUGAUCUCCAGUGAUUGGAUGCUAGAAAACGUAAAGCUUGAAGUAGACCUCUGUGAAGCAUUGCAACAAUCAUUAGUUGCUGCUGCUGCACAAGGACAUGUUGAAAUUGUGGAAUACUUGCUGGAUUUACCUGAAGUAAAACCAGAUUCAUUGGACAGCUUGUCUGGGGAAACUGCUCUAUGUGCUGCUGCUGCAAAUGGUUGUACAGCUGUUUGUUCAGCACUAGUCGGCAGAGGAGCCAAUAGGUCUGCCGUAAACAGAAAGAAAAUGGCUCCACUCAUGCUGACGGUGAAGGAAGGACAUUGGGGUACCGCUGAGAGGCUUCUUCAGCUGCAAGCCCCACUAGAACAGACUGACCUACAGGGAAAGACAGCCUUGAUGAUAGCUGCAACUGAAGGCCAUGUUGCUCUUAUUGAUCUCUUACUCGAUAAAGGUGCUGAUAUUGGAAGGACCGAUGAAGAAGGCACUUCUUCCUUGGGAUGGGCAUGCCAGAAAGGAAAACUUCAAGCUGUCCAAUGCCUCCUCGAUCGAGGAGCUGAGGUUAAUCAAGUUGACAAGUCUGGGAAAGUUCCUCUGGAUCAUGCGGCAACACAGGGUAAUCCAGCAAUCGUUCAGCUUUUACUGGAAAGAGGUGCAAUGUUAGAACAUGUUGACAUGAAUGGGGUGAGACCUCUUGAUAGAGCUAUAAUAAUUGUCCUGCUCAACAAGCUCCUUGAAGAUGGAAAUGUCCUAUACCGAAAAAAUAGACUUCAAGAGGCAGCUCAUCGAUACAGCUAUGCUCUAAACAAAUUUCCACCACUGGAAACUCUUGACUCAACAUUUAGGCAACUUCGUUUAAAUUUCCUGCUGAAUCAUUCACGGUGUAAACGAAAAAUGAAUAAACCUAUAGAAGCUAUUGAAUUGGCUACACAAGUAUUAAAACAAAAACCUGAUUGUUAUGAAGCAUACUAUGCAAGAGCUAAAGCCAGAAUAGAUUUAAGGAAUUAUGAAGAAGCAGAGAAGGAUAUACAAGAAGCUCUUCUUCUUUUACCGCCACAAAACAAAGACAUAAGAAAGAUUUUACUUAGCCUUCGUGAUGAAAUUAAAGUUGGACAUAGAACCGCCUCAGUAGAUACUCUUGACCAAUCUACUACCAGUCUGUAA